This is a messenger RNA of Ramularia collo-cygni, 762 nucleotides long. RefSeq lists its product as uncharacterized. NCBI's taxonomy places the organism in Eukaryota, Fungi, Ascomycota, Dothideomycetes, Mycosphaerellales, Mycosphaerellaceae. Gene Ontology annotation, molecular function: acyltransferase activity, transferring groups other than amino-acyl groups. The transcript has a single exon. The record is from RefSeq and is a predicted model, not a curated record. The coding region runs from base 1 to 762 and encodes 253 amino acids.
AUGCUUCUUCGGCCCGCCCGGCGUACAGAUAUACCAGAACUGGCUCGUAUUGGUAAUGCUGCAAAUGCGAAUUCCGAGCUCCAUAGACGUAUGGCACCGUUGCAAGACCAGUAUCCGACAAGUCACUAUUACUGGCGGCUCAACAUCAUGCGAGAGCGCUUCGCUACGCCGAAUAUGCGAAUGAUUGUGGCCGAAGAUGCGUCCUCUGGCGAACUCCUGGGUUUCGCAUGCUGGAGUGUCGAGGGUUCCGAGACUUCUUUGUAUAAAAAGUGGGUCGGCGAGAGUACAUGGGCGAACUGGCUGGAAGGCAAGUUGAUCUGGGCGGAGAGGAAGUGGUACAGAUACGCCAUGGACAAGAGCAUCGACUAUCAAUUCUUGAACAGUUUCAUGGCUGUAUUUCAAGGGAGCGAGCAGCCUGUACAUCCUGCUUGUCUUCAUGUACAUCUGAUUGUCGUCUCGCCAAACGCACAAUUCCGAGGCGUGGGCCGGAAGCUGAUAGAUUGGGGCAAGGAGCUGGCGAUGAGCGAGAAUCUGCCAAUACAUCUGGAAGCUAACCUCGAGGCAACGGGGUUCUAUGAGAGGGGUGGUUUCUCAAGGAUGAGCAAAGAGCUUGUGAUUAGUCCUGCUGGCCAAGAGUCGAUUCGCUUGCCGGUAUUUGUGUGGGRGGGAGAGCAGGAUCAGGGCCGUUGGCUCGAGCGAGAUGAGAAUUUCCRUGGCUCGGACGUUAGGUGGAGAUGGAAAGAAGAUGUUCUGACCAAGUAA